AUGAAGCUAUAUAUCCUGGGAUUCCUUUUAGCUAUUGUCUGGCAGGAGCAGCAUGUCAUCGCAUUUCAGAGUGGCCAGGUUCUCAAUGCUUUCCCUCGAACAACUAAACAGGUCAGACUUCUCCAGAACAUGACAAUGAUGUUUGAGAUUGUUCUCUGGAAACCAGAUGAUAUCGAGUUCAUUAAAAAGUCAGAAGAAGUCCAUUUCUACGUCAAUGAUUCUGAUGUGAGCAGUGUGAAAACCUUUUUAAACCAGAACAAAAUCAUAUUCAGGGUAUCAGUAGAAGAUGUUGAAGAUCUUAUUAGACAGCAAACCAUUAAUGACACCUUCAGCCCCCGAGCCUCUUCAUCAUACUACCAACAAUAUCACUCACUAGAUGAAAUUUAUUUCUGGAUAGAUGUUAUAACUGAGACAAAUAGUGAUAAGCUUGAAAAAAUACACAUUGGAUCAUCAUUUGAAAAGAGACCACUUUAUGUUUUGAAGCUUUCUAUAAAGGGAAAUACAUCAAGAAAUGCUAUUUGGAUUGAUUGUGGUAUCCAUGCCCGAGAAUGGGUGGCUCCAGCUUUCUGCCUGUGGUUCAUAGGUUAUGCAACUCAGUUUUAUGGGAAAGAAAGAAAAAUCACCAAGCUCCUGAAUCAUCUAGAUUUUUAUGUCAUGCCUGUGUUGAAUGUGGAUGGUUAUGAUUACACGUGGAAAACAAACCGAAUGUGGAGAAAGAACCGUUCCCGGCAUGAGGGAAAUCCAUGCUUUGGGACUGACCUGAACAGGAACUUUGCUUCUAAAUAUUGGUGUGAGAUAGGUGCAUCGAACUCAUCAUGUAGAGAAACUUAUUGUGGACCAUAUCCUGAGUCUGAACCAGAAGUAAAGGCAGUAGCUAAUUUCCUCAGGAGAAAUCUGGAUCACAUUAAAGGAUAUAUAUCUAUGCAUUCCUAUUCUCAGAUGGUACUGUUUCCAUACUCCUACACUACAAGCAAAAGUAAAGAUCAUGAAGAACUAUCUCUAGUGGCAAUUCAAGCAGUUGAAGCUAUUCGGAGAGUUAAUGAAAAUACUUAUUACAUACAUGGCCCGGGUGCCCAAACAAUCUAUUUGGCUCCUGGAGGUUCAGAUGACUGGGCUUAUGACUUGGGCAUCAAAUAUUCUUUUACUAUUGAACUUCGAGAUAAAGGCCAAUAUGGAUUCUUAUUGCCAGAACGUUUUAUCAGACCAACAGUGACAGAAAUUUUUUCAGCUGUUUCUACAAUAGCUUCUCAUGUCAUCCUUAAAACUUAAUAUGCUCUAUUUCAAAUAACUGAUUUCAUAAUAGCUGUACUCAAUUAUUUUUGCCAGAUUUAAAAAAUUUUAGUGUAUAUGAAGGAUUUUUCUACCCUUUCAUAUUUUUAUCAAAGGGAUAUAGUCAGCAUAAAUGCUCCUUGUUGGAGGCAGGGAGAAGGGGAAUAAGAUAAUGCAGUAUCUUAAAUUUUAUUUUAAAAAUAAUUUUAAAAGCCAUUCCUAUGUUCUUGCUGACUGGAAAUGAUACAUCAAUUUUUAAUGACUCAAUGAAGGCAUAGGAAAAAGUAUCUAUAUCUACUAAUUUUUGGUCCAAACUUUCAAGGAAUUUCUUCUGCACUUCAAAUAAAAGAAAGCAAUGUAUUACUUC
This is a messenger RNA of Gracilinanus agilis (Agile Gracile Mouse Opossum), 1636 nucleotides long. It is a transcript of the gene CPB2, whose product is annotated as carboxypeptidase B2. The record is from RefSeq and is a predicted model, not a curated record. Gene Ontology annotation, biological process: fibrinolysis; proteolysis. Gene Ontology annotation, molecular function: metallocarboxypeptidase activity; zinc ion binding. Bases 1 to 1269 code for a protein of 422 amino acids. The transcript is spliced from 11 exons. Lineage: Eukaryota; Metazoa; Chordata; Mammalia; Didelphimorphia; Didelphidae.